Molecule: messenger RNA, 2088 nt
Organism: Plodia interpunctella (Indianmeal moth)
Lineage: Eukaryota; Metazoa; Arthropoda; Insecta; Lepidoptera; Pyralidae
Exons: 3
Coding region: 180-590 (136 amino acids)
Source: RefSeq, a predicted model, not a curated record
UGCAACGGUCUUGAUUCUUUAGUUUAUCAUGAACUGGCAUAUAACUAGGACGUGUAUUAAGAUAAAAAUAGUAUAACAGUAAUUGAUUCUGUUAUAAGUGAGUCGUUAAAAGAUCAUUAACUUCGUGGUUAGAAGUAAGUGUGUUUUGCGGUAGUCAAGGUGUUAAGGUAGAUAACAAAAUGAGUGCAAGAGUUAUUUUCAUCCUAUCAACCCUGGUAUUAUGCAGCAUAGCACAGAGAUCGCCAUACGCAGGACGUAAUCCUAUAGGAUACCCUCAGUUGGACCCUACCACCACGACCACAACGGCUGAUGGAUUGGGAAACAGAUUCGGAGAAGACGACGUCUCAACAACGACUGAAAGACUGCCAUUAGAAGCCAACGGUGAUCGGGAGUUAGUUAACCGGUUGAAGAAGUUGCCUCUUGAUAAGCAACCCUUCUGGCUGAUCAACUGGUUAGCCUUAGAAGAGCAGAGGAAGAACCCACAGACCUACCAGCCUAAACCCAACACCUUUAUAGACGUUAUCCCUCCACCUAGGCAGAAUUUCCCAAAUAGACAGAGCGGCUCUUUUUCUUCACUAUUGCCGCAAUAGCCUGAGAUUCUCAUUUAACGAAGAAGACAUACCUAAGUCAAGCAUCUCAUUCAUUUUAUAAGCUUUUAUUUAGUUUCACCAACUUCUGUAUCCCUACAGAGUUGAUUUUUGUUUACGUCGCUUCAGUUCCCAUGAUAACGUAUUAAUAUGAUAAGCUUGAUCAGAAGAUGAACCGACUAUCGGCUCCCAAUGAAAGAACUCCUCAAUGAUUGUUUUGUUACGGGUUGAAUGUAACCUGACAUCAAUAAAAGCUUGUAAAAAAGGUAAUUUCUGUAAAAAAAAAAACUUAUUUCAAAUAUUGCUCACGUAUUCAUAACCAGUUUCGAAAAUAGAUUAGACAAUAAGAAACUUUUUUUUCUAAGAAGUUGAUAUAACAAAUAGGAUUUAGUGUCACGAUUUCGAUUAAGCUUUUUUUUACCUAACAUUUAUUAAAAUGUCACAACAUAAUAAUUUUUAAAAUAUUCGAUCAGUAAAUCGUAUCUACUGCUGUGUCAAUUAUUACCUAAACGUAAUUUUUGAUCUAUCUAUCGAUAUAAAUGGAAAGACUGACAAUUAUUUAAAUGUAGUGAUUAACAACGCACUUUGUAAUAAAAAAUGUAACACCAAAGAAUUAUUUGGCUGCAUAUUUUAUUAAAACAAAUAAAAUUUUUCAAACAAACCAAUACCUUUUUUGUUUUGGUAUAUAAAAAAAUGAGAAGAAUAUUAUGAAACAUAAUAUAAUGAGAUAAUAUAAUUAUAUUAUGGUGGAGUGGUUCAAGAGGGAGAUUUAGGUGUAUAAUUUAUUAUGGUUUUACCUGAGCGAAGCCAGGACCACGGUACUACGGUAAGAUUGUCCUAAGAUUUACUAACUACCAAUGUCCGAGCAAAGAAAUGAGCAGGAUAUUUAUUACCACCGCUCAUUUCGAACUCUUACAUAAUGUACUUGAUCUGUUGAGUAUCCUUGUACCUGUGAUGUAUUGGGUUAGUGUUCAGAGACAAUUGGAAGGUCACUUAUUAAACAUAUGUUCACAAAUAUCGUGAUAUACUAGUAACAGUGUGACGAUACAAGGAAAACUGGUUAAGCCGUAAGCUAUACAGAAACGCAUCGUUUACAUGUCGGAGUAGGUACGUAAAUAUACGCUAUGCAAUGACGUUACAGAUUUAUUUACAGAAUAGGUCUGGCUAGGAAUUCUAAUAAAAAACUAAAUCAAAAUCGGAUCCACCGUUUAGCUGCUACGAUGCUUCGGACAAACAUACAGAUACAUAGACACCAUAAACUUAUUAACUCCCUUCCUUUUGUUGUCGGGAUUUAAAAAUGAACUUCUUAUAUUAUAUUUAGAAUUUUUCUUAUAUUAUAUUUAUGCGGACUUAUAUUAAGAAAUAUUGCAUUAUUUCAAACGAGUUGAAAAUUUAACUUCCGUAGUAACAAUUUCCAGGUAUCUUUAUAAUAUUUAAGGGUCAGUUACGACUUUUUCAUAAAAGGUUGCUAUAAAUGUCAAUAAAGCAGGUUUUACUUCGA